Messenger RNA from Neurospora crassa OR74A, 1670 nucleotides. RefSeq names its product fungal cellulose binding domain-containing protein. The transcript is spliced from 3 exons. NCBI's taxonomy places the organism in Eukaryota, Fungi, Ascomycota, Sordariomycetes, Sordariales, Sordariaceae. Bases 556 to 1437 code for a protein of 293 amino acids. The record is from RefSeq and is a predicted model, not a curated record.
UUUCAUGGAAGUUCGCUGGUGCUUCUCACAUGCUUCCGCCGAGUGUUACCUUACCCCUGUCGAACAGGCUUCGCUUCCAUGGCCAUGGUCCGGACCGCUACCCUUGAAUUUCCCUCCAGGCAGAGGAGAACACCGAUCGGACCAUGUCCCCCCACCCAUCCCCCAAGGAUUAUCGACACGCCCCAUGCCUCUGCUACGAUGAAAACAAAACGUCGGGUACGAUCUCGCGAACAGACAUGGACUUUAUGCCGCCGGAUGGAAGGCUAAGGUAACAUUUCAUGGAUAAACACCAUCGGGAGUCGAGGGGAGUCUUCGACUCUGAGAUUGCAGGACCCGUAAUCUGUAAGCGGUCUUAACGAGUACGGGUCUUUAGGGGGAUGGUUAAUGGUGCGAGAGGUGAAAGAAGUAGACAAUGUCUAAAGAUUAUAAAAUCACAUCUUCCCGCUCUUCUUCGUGGUGCUAUUCCUAUCAUCAGCAUCAGUCGUUCCUUCUUCUACUCUCGUUCACACAAUCUUUACCUUCGUUCCACCACAGUCUUUACUAUCCACCAUCACCAUGAAGUUCAGCAGCGCUCUCGCUUUCCUGGCUGCGGCCGGAGCCCAGGCUCACUACACUUUCCCCAAGGGCUACUCCACUGGCGCCGUCUCCGGAGAAUAUGAACACAUCCGCAUGACCGAGAACCACUACAACCGCGGCCCCGUUGCCGACGUCACCUCGGAAUCCAUGACCUGCUACGAGCUCAACCCCGGCAAGGGCGCCCCCAAGACUUUGUCCGUCGCGGCCGGAUCCAACUACACGUUUGUCGUCGGCGACAACAUCGGCCAUCCCGGUCCCUUGCACUUUUACAUGGCCAAGGUCCCCGAGGGCAAGACGGCUGCCACUUUUGACGGCAAGGGCGCCGUUUGGUUCAAGAUUUACCAGGAUGGACCCAUGGGACUGGGAACCGGCCAGCUCACGUGGCCCAGUGCUGGCGCCACCGAGGUCUCCGUCAAACUCCCCUCCUGCCUUGAGUCCGGCGAGUACCUCCUCCGUGUGGAGCACAUCGGUCUGCACAGCGCUGGCUCCGUCGGUGGUGCGCAGCUGUACAUUGCGUGCGCGCAGCUCAACGUGACGGGCGGCACCGGCACCAUCAACACCAGCGGCAAGCUGGUUUCCUUCCCCGGCGCGUACAAGGCUACCGACCCCGGCCUCUUGUUCAACCUCUACUACCCUGCUCCUACCAGCUACACCAACCCCGGUCCCGCUGUUGCCACUUGCGAUGGUGCCUCGGCCCCGGCUGCUCCUGCUCCUGCUCCGUCCUCCGCCGCCCCCAGUGCUCCCGCUGCCUCUGCCCCUAGUGCGACGGUCCCUGCUGUGAGCGCCACCAGCGCUGCUGCUGUGGGCAAGGCGAGCUCUACUCCCAAGAAGGGCUGCAAGCGCGCCGCUCGUAAGCACUAAGUGGCUAAAAGGCGGAGAAGAGAGUGAGAGAGGUUGAGUUGCCUCGCUUGUUUGAAAGAUGUGGUGGGCGAUGGUGUUUUUUGUUGAAGGACGGGUGAGAGCUGUUGAUCAGUGAUGGGGGGGUUCUCUUCUUUUCUCUGGUAGAUAUUUUAUUAUUGAUCGACCUUGCAUUGGGAGCCAUUGUUGCUCUAUCUGUACAUAGCGAAGCAUAGCAUAUAGAGUCAAGUUUUUGG